AUGCAGGCUGCAUCGCUUCAUACUUUACCUAUUGAACUUUUUUAUCAUUUAUUCGAUAAUCUUGAUAUACAAACAAUAUUUUUUUCAUUUCGAAAUGUAUGUAAACGAUUUUUUACAAUUGUGAAUACUUACAAUCAGUGUGAACUUGACUUAAGUUCAAUUUCAAAGAUUGAAUAUCAUCGUAUUUGUCGUAUUAUUCGUCCAGAAAAUAUAACUUCACUUAUUCUUUCCAAUAAUGAUAUGACACCAGGACAAAUUGGUUUAUUUACAUCUCUUUUCAAUAUUAAUCAAUUUCUUCAUCUUCGUACAUUAACUUUAAUUGAAAUCGAAAAGUUUGAAUUAAAUUUACUCAUGAAACAUAUUAACAUAAAGUCUUUAAGUGAGUUAUCAAUCAAUAUACGAAAAAAUAACUUUAAAUCAAAAGGUAAAUCAAUGAUUCCUCUCUUAUCUAAUAUUAUCACGAGUAAUCUUCGUAAACUUGAUUUAAGUAUGUGGAGUGAGGAAAUAAAUAAUAUAGUAUGGCCAAAACAAUGCACUUUGCAAUAUCUGACUCUUGGUCAUUACAUAACAUUCAAACAAGUUUGUGAAAUUCUUCGUCAUUUAUCUCAUCUACGAACAUUAGUAAUAAGAAAUUGUAUUAUGAAUGAUACUAAUGCAACUAUGAUAUCGUUUUCUGAUAUUCAGACAAAUAUUUGUUUAACUUCUCUGACAUUCAAGAAUAGCCGUUUACAAAUGAAUGAGUUAGAACUGAUACUUUCGCUGACACCUUCUCUUAUUCAUCUUCAAUUGACAGGUAGUGCUACUUUAUCUGAUGGUAUACUUGAUGGUUCACGAUGGGAAGAAUUUAUUCAAAUAAAACUACCUUUAUUGGAAAAAUUUGAAUUUUUUUUUCGUACCAAGACUGAUAUCAAUCAUAAUUCUAUUGAUAUCGAAUCAUGGAUUAAUCCAUUUCGAACAAUGUUUUGGCUUAAACAUAAAUCUUGGUUUGUAUCUUGUAAUUUUACCAUUAAAACAGCGACGUUUAGACUCUAUUCAGUACCAAUAUGUGAUUCUUGUAUUACAUAUGAAUCUAACUUUGACAAAAUUGAAUGUACUACUUGCACGACUAUCGAUAACGACGCAUUAAUAAUGAAUAAUGUACGUGAACUUCAUUUAGAUUUAACACUAUUGAUGUCGAGUAUAACAGCACAAAAGGUAUGUUAUCAAAAAAAAAGAAAAUCUUAA
This is a messenger RNA of Rotaria sp. Silwood1, 1224 nucleotides long. The record is from the annotation of a GenBank genome assembly. Lineage: Eukaryota; Metazoa; Rotifera; Eurotatoria; Philodinida; Philodinidae.